Messenger RNA from Penaeus vannamei (Pacific white shrimp), 2508 nucleotides. RefSeq names its product lymphotoxin beta receptor inhibitor. The record is from RefSeq and is a predicted model, not a curated record. Gene Ontology annotation, molecular function: calcium ion binding. NCBI's taxonomy places the organism in Eukaryota, Metazoa, Arthropoda, Malacostraca, Decapoda, Penaeidae.
UACACGUCACCUGUCGAGUCGAAAGACAGGACUCGAAUUCCUCUCCGUCUCGCUCCCUUAUCUUCGGCCAAAAUGACGGUCAGGAACGCGAUAUUGCUGCUCUCGCUGGCCUUAUUAACAGCAGCACAGCAAAGAGUGGCCCCAGGAGUCCCACCGGCGCAAUAUCAAGGGGGGCAACAGCAGCAAAUGAGGCCUCCCCCGCCGCCUCAACCUGGGCAAUAUCAGGCUGCAGCACCAGGUGUUCCACCACAGCAAUACCAACAGGCUCCUACAGUGCCACCACCACAGCAACAGCAAUACCAGCAACAACAGCAGCAGCAGCAAUACCAGCAGCCACCACAGCAACAACAGCAAUACCAGCAACCACCACAGCAACAGCAGCAAUACCAACAACCACCACAGCAACAGCAGCAGCAGUAUCAGCAGCCACAGCAGGCAGCUCAAGGCCACCAGCCGCACCAGAACCAGCGUGUGCUACACAACCCUAACCUAGGCAAGGAGCGGGAUCACAUCAAGGAGCAUCUUGAGGUGCCUAUUGACACUGCAGGCAUGUCUGAGCAGGAGCUGCAGUACCACUAUUUCAAGAUGCACGAUGCUGACAACAACAACAAGCUUGACGGACAGGAGCUGAUCAAGUCGCUCUUCCAUUGGCAUGACUCGGCCAACCAUGACCCAGCCAAGACUGCCAGCCACCCAGAUGCCAAGCUCUUCACUGAUGAUGAACUUGUAGCCAUGAUCGAUCCUAUUCUUGAACAGGACGACCGCAAUCGGGAUGGAUACAUUGACUACCCAGAGUUUGUGCAAGCACAGCGUAAUGCAGCAGCUGCAGCUGCUUCGACAGGAACUAAUAAUGUGUAAUUUAUUAGAGGGUACAUUUUUUUCUUUCUUUUUCUGAAGUCAUUCAUCAUGCCAGAAUUCAAAUUGGGUUAUUUAGUCUUUUUUAUCAUAUAUUUCUUUAUAUAUAUAUAUAUAUAUAUAUAUAUAUAUAUAUAUAUAUAUAUAUAUAUAUAUAUAUAUAUAUAUAUAUAAUCAAGUGCAAAAAAAGCUGUGGGGGUCAUUGCUUAGAUGGAAAAGUUUCAACAAGAAUAAUUGUGCUUCCAAUAUUUUUCUUAUUCAAUUAGCUCAUUGAAACCAAGGGGGCAAGUAUACAUGCCCUGUCUAUUGUGACUUCAGUUCUUUUGUUUACAUGUACAUGACUUCACAAUUCAGAGUCACCAAGAAAUCAAUUACAAGGUCCACUUGAUCUUGCCUGUUUAUGCUAUUACAUAACUUUUGAAAAGGAAAAUUUUAUUUUUAUCAGUAGCAGUAUUGCUAAAAAGAUUGAACUUCACCAAGUUUUUUUUUUCUGGAAAUUCAAUUAAUGGGAUAAACGUGUAAGAUUGACUCCUUGAUGACUGUGCUGGUAAAAGGCAUAUACCUAUAAACAAUAUUGACUAAACAGUUAAUCGUGCUUCAUGGUAAAUGUUAUAACUAGAAGAUAUACAUAUAUAUUUAUUCAGAUGGAUUUUAGAUGAAGAUAUUUAAAAAAAAGGGUGUGUGAAUAUUACCAUACAGAAGUGACCAUGAACAGUGCCAAUAAAGUGUGGGACUUUGAUGAAAGAAAGAUAAUUAUUUCUACAACUCUAUUUAUAUAACUUUUAAUCAUAUCAGUUUUUGGAGAGGAGGGAAGCACAAAGUGAAUCAUGUUUCAGAUAUUGUUUGUACCAUUUUUUUCAUUCCUUUUUCUUAUGAUGAUGAUUAGUUCUUUCUCAUUCUUUUAUUCUUUGAUGAUGCGAAGUUGAUAAUGAUGCACAAAUAAUGGAGAAAGAAACAUGACAUUACAGUAUUUAAAAUGACACAAAAAAUAUGAGUAAUGAGUGAUUUGGGCUUUGAUAAUGCUGCUCAAGUUUAUCACAAGGACUCUCUUAACUAACAUGUAAAUAAAUGUAACAUCUUUUUAUGUGAUGGAGUGCAAUUUUCUCAAUUUUUAGAAAUGUAAUGUUAAUCUGUUAGCGAUCGUAAGGGUUAACUUUUAUAUAUCAGAUAUACAGAUAUGGUAUCCAUAGGUGAAGUCUGCUAGAGAAAUAACAUGGCAUAUUUUUGUCAUGGAAGAGUACUCAGCCUUACAAAAGGUAUUAUGAUUUACAAUAAAUAAAAUGUAUAUUUAUGAAAUGUUUCUUUCCUCAGACUGAAGGUUUUUUGUUGAUGCAGAGUAUUGCUGUUGAUAUCAUGCUGAUUGUUAUUAUCAUUACUAUUAGUACUGUUAUUUUUUUCAGAACAUUAUUACAAUUUUUUUACAGUUUGAUUCUUUUUUUUUCUCUGAUUGUAAUAUUUUGUCCUUAUCCUGGGAUGCAUUGUCACAAUUUGUCAGUUUUAGAUUUCACAAAAAAAACUAAUUUGGAAUCUCAAAUUUAUGGGUGAUUUUAUGUAUAUUAUUGUAAAACUCUUACACAUUUUUUUUUACUUUAUUCAGUGGUUAUGGAUUUCCAUUUUUAUAUGACAAUAAGUUAAUAAAAUAUAUUGGUUAAA